AUGAGCCAUCGUAGUGCAAAUUACCGGAGACAGGUUACCGGCACAGCUUCAGCGAGUGGUAGUACAUCAUCAAGUUUUGGAAGCGUUUCUCCAGAAGAUAUAAUUCAACAAGCCGAGAAUCAUUGGGACGUAUCUGCUACCAGUAUCUUAGUGGCGUGGAUAGCAACAUUAAUUGGGAUCUUGUCGUUCCUGUUGCUAUAUUCUGCUCUGCGAUUACGAUGGAAGAGAAUCUACUUGCCAAGAUUAAAAUUACGUAAACCGUCCAGACCUAUAAAAGAGAAAAACGAAGAUAAGAUCAAAAUGGCUAAAAUGGAUACAGCGACUAAAAAAGCAUAUAUAUCGAAGAAAUUCUUGGAAGAACCUGAUUAUUAUCCCAAGGGUGAGAAUGAUGAUGGACUUUGGAUAAGCAGAGCACCAAAGGCUGCAAUAUCAGUAUUUGGUUGGCUGAGACCGAGCUGGGAAGAAACCAAGCUCGAAUGUCGGUCUAUGCUACCUCAUUGGUUUACCUGGUGUUGGAGUUUUAUGAAGUCUUUGUUGGGUGAUGAAGGGAAAAAGAAUGCUUCUAAUCGUCCAACAAUCCUUGAGCAGGAUGUCCACCUACUGAAAAUGAUCGGUUUAGACGGCGUGCUAUACUUGAUGUUUCUAAGACUAUUGAAAUACCUAUUUUCAUCAAUAUCAAUAUUCGCCAUCUUACUAGCAUUUGCAAAUUAUUAUAUAAAUACAGAAACGAUUUACGGAAGUACUAAUGCUUCUACCUCUUCCAAUCAAAAUAACUCGACCAUCGACUCGAGCAGCAUUGACGACAAGGCAAAUGUAACUAACAUAGUUGAUAAUCCGAAUUUACUCACUGCUGUUAAUGUUAAAAGUAACGGCUUACUGGUUCAUAUAAGUUUUGAGAUUAUGGUUACUUUACUAGUCAUUAUAUUUGUGCUCAAAGCGUCAGCUCAUCACCUGAGACUAGUAGAGGAAUGGGCAAAGAUGAACUACAACGAGAUAUCAUUCAAAACAUUAUUCGUAACCAGAUUAGCUCUUGAACCUAGAGAAGUUUCGAGUAACGGAGAAGCCAAAGAUCGAAUAAGGAACAUAUGUCUAAGUUCGACUGAGAUCGACGAUAGGAAUUGUAAAGUCUGGUUCGCAAUUCAUGCGAUGAACCCAUUAGAAGAACGUAUUGAGAAGUUUAAGAGAAAGGCUUUUUCAAGAGCUUUAAAUGCUGUGGCGAUUGAAACUUUUUAUAAAGGUCAUGAAAGCCAAAGAGGUUUAUUGUAUGAUAAUUGUUGGCAAAGAUUAACAGGUAAGACAAAAAAAGCUGAAACGAGAGUACGAGAAGCUUUGAGAGAGAAAGAACAGAUUGAAAAAGUACAAUCUGAAAUAAGGCAGGAGCAAGAAUCAUCGGAUUGGUUACCACUAAAAGGGACGAUAACAGCUGCAUUUGUCACUUUUUCAAUCGCCAAAGAGGCUCGUGAAGUACUCAAGAAUAGGAAGAAGGAAUUGAAAAAAGCCGGAUAUCAUGUGGAAAAAGCUCCUAGAACGCACAAUGUCUUAUGGAAGAAUCUCGAAAAAGAUGCGAAAUCUCGUCGAUCACAUGUUAUCAUGGGAAAAUUCGCUUUGGUGGUAGUUUGUGCAUUUCAAGUAAUGUUCAUAUUGUUUUUCACCAAUAUUGUCAGGGGGAUCGAUCGAUAUCCAAAACUAGCUAAAAUGCAAAAAGAUUCAGAAUUCUGGAAAGGAAUAUUCAAUAUUUUGAAAGGUGCCUUACCUGCAAUUGUAGCUGCUCUAUUCUCUUUACUCUUACCUUACAUAUUAAGAAUACUGAACCGAUGGUCUGGGGCUUUUACGAGAGGUCAACUGGAUAAAGAUCAAAUUAGACAACUAUUCAUUUUCUUAGUGGUAUCGAAUUUUAUCGUGUUCUCACUUCUUGGAGUAUUGUAUGAAUCUAUAGCGCAAAUUCUUCGCAACAAGAAUGCGGACUCUUUAGCAGAAAGAUAUAAAAGUUUAGGUGACUUACCAGCCAAAAUCACUAAGGCAUAUAUAUCACAAAGUCUAUAUUGGUUAUCCUGGUACCCAAUUCGUUCGUUAGUUAUGUGGUUACAGCUACUUCAACUACCCAGAAUACUGGUAAAAAUUCCUCAGUUGAUCAAAUUUAAGACUCCGCAAGAUUUAGCCGAAGUUACUCUUGCAGACAGUUUCGAGGUCACUAUUGAGUACUCGUGGAUUAUAUUCACCAUGGUAGUUGGGUUGAUGUACGCUCCACUCGCUCCCAUCGUAGUCAUCGGUGCUACUUUGCAUUUCUGGUCCGCUCACAUAGUGCAUAGCGAAUCUUUGAAAUUUGUGAAUGAUGUCAAAGAGACUGAUGGCGAAUGUUGGUACGUUGUGAUCAAUCGAUUACUGGUUGCGACUGUUCUGAUGCAUUGUUUGAUGGUAUUGACGGUGUUGUUGAAAACUCAAUCUUCUGCAAUGUCAAUAACAGCAGGCCUCCCAAUACUAUUCAUCGUACUGUUGAAGAUAUACUUGAAUAAACAUUAUGACUCUGAUCACACUAUAUACCCACAUCAUCUUGAUGGAAAUUCAGACAACCCCAAAUCUAAAGGAGUGGUUGAAAGUUAUCAACCUGAUGUACUGAGGGUUGAUUGGAUGCCAAAAGGUAAAACUGUAAGAAACAAAAAAUUGAUGAUCAAGGCGAAACAGAAUUUCCCGGGAUUGAAAGAUCUGAUGAAAAUAAAGAAUAGACCUGUUGAUGAUCCUAUAGAAGGUUGGUAUGAUCGGUGGAGAAAAACCUAG
This is a messenger RNA of Kwoniella shivajii, 2775 nucleotides long. RefSeq lists its product as uncharacterized. Lineage: Eukaryota; Fungi; Basidiomycota; Tremellomycetes; Tremellales; Cryptococcaceae. The record is from RefSeq and is a predicted model, not a curated record. Gene Ontology annotation, cellular component: plasma membrane. The transcript is spliced from 20 exons. Gene Ontology annotation, molecular function: calcium-activated cation channel activity. The coding region runs from base 1 to 2775 and encodes 924 amino acids.